UGUUGCUUUAGCUAAUCAAUAGAUGGCACUGUUCCGAGUGAGAUCCUGCGGCACAUCAUGUGCUCCUAUUAACAAUUUUUCAAUUCCAGUCAAAAUAGAGCGUUUCUGGCCGUUCCACGAGCGCAUGUGAUGCAUAACCUCUCAAUUUGACUGCACCACUUUUUCAUGAACUUUAUAACAAAUCAAUUUUUAUAGAAGUAAUUUUAAUUCAGUUGUGAAUAUGAUUAACUUAUUGUGUGAAAAAUGAUUGCAGCGAUGAUUGAUUGGAAUUAUUGAUUAAAAAUAUGAUAUUGCGUUGUAUAUUAUAAAUUCAUAAUGUAAUUUUAAUGAACGUGUGCUUAAAAGAAAGUGACAAUAUACAUUGCAUUUUAACACUUUCAUAAUGGAGAAAGCUUAUGUAGAAAAUUUUCUAAAGUUAAAAUUAUGCUGUGACAAUCUGCUAAAGAAUCCAAGUAAGGAUCAUGCAUAUAGAAUUGCAGAGGUAGCAAAUGACACCCCUACUGAAGUCCUGCAAAAUUUGUUAAAUUGUUGGUUAUUUCCCUUUGUUACCUGCCUACGAAUUCAUAGCUUAAGUACAAGUAUAAAAGAAGAAUUAGUGAGGACAUUGAGAGUUAUCAUACAAAAGAUAAGAAUCACAAAAUUUAAAGAUUUUAAUGAUAUCUAUGUAUCUCUAUUAAUACAAAUUUAUGAUAAAAGUCAGCCUAAUCAAGUAAUUAUGUUUCAUGAAGAGCUUAAGGAAGUAAUAGCUUUAUGUAUCAAAGAUCUUAUCCAUCAAAGUUUUACUGAUGUUAUAGAGCAACUUUACACAAAAGAAAAUGAAUUAAAACUUGGUCAAGGAAUAUUGUUUUGCAUAAUAAUUGCAAGAACAGAAAAGUCAUCUGCUGUAAGGCUAGCAGCAAUAGAUGCAAUAAUGGCUUUGUGCCAUAUAGAUGAUCACGUAGACAAAUCUGAUGUUGUUCUGCAAGAACUGGCAGCGGAUACUGUUAUGAAGUUUUUACCUGGUAUUGUCAGUGGAUUACAAGAAGUAGCAAUGGAAAGUGAAGUUCAGAAUCACAAAGUUACAAUGAUGGCAAUUCAAGCUUGGGGGAGAAUCAUAUCUCUUAUAGUACAUGAUAAAGAAGAAGAAGACAUUAUAUCCAUAGAAACCCUUAUGAAAAAAGGUUGCAAUGCAUCAACUGAUACGUCACGUACUUCGACAUCUAACCAAAAGUGUGAUAUAAAGGACAAUUUAAAAGGAGCUACAAGAAAUCAAGAAUGGUUAGAAGCAGCAGCUAUUAAGCUUGGGGCUUGUAUAAAACUUUUGGGCCAAAUCAAGAGUCAUUCGCAUUAUAAAGUCAGGAGAGAACUGGUUGAAAGCAUCGGCCUUAUACUUAAAAAUUGUCCUAGAAAUAUGAGACCAAAUAUUAUGACACUAAUAGAUUAUCUGCUUUCUUUAUCCGAGGAUGAGUCUGUAGAAGUUCGUGAAAAAGCACAUAAUGUGCUGCAUAUUGUAAGUGAAAAUUAUAUGCGGAAUCACAAUAUGAAACCUCUAGUGGAUUUAUUAGAAGAUAAGUUUUAUAAUUUGCUUACAAGAUUGCCUACAAUUGUUAGACGAUCAGACGAUAACGAACAAUUAGCUGCUUUGAAUCAAUUUGCUGGCUAUUUGAGAUUACUUGGAAAGCAAAGAUUACCUCAUAUCAUGAGAUCACAGGCUCAUACACGAAGAUUGCUUUUAGCCCUUGUAUAUAUUAUGGUGUUAGAUUGCAGCAACGUCUCUCUUUUACAGACAACAAACGUGAAAGAUUUAGACGAUCCUGCGUAUUUUUACGGAUCGGAUUCAUGGAGACAGUUUAAAUUUAUUAAAAGUAGCUUAUGUAAAGAAAAGCUUGUUGCGAUAUGCAAGCUGCUCAGAGAGUUAGGAGAUUUUAGGAUACUAGUCGAUAAUAUUCUCGAGCUCAUGUCAGAUGCACCGCAAUACAGGAAGGAGUUCAGUUUAUUAUUUAACUGGAUUUUAGGUUCUGUUAAAGAUUCAUCUACCUCAGAUUUGUACAAGGAAAUCGUGGACUUCUGUAUAACGCCGGAAGUAUGGAAUUUGCCCAUAGAAGUGAAUGAGAAUACUCCCUUGCUGCAGGCACAGAGUAAUAUAGUACAAUGCUGCCUUCUGACGGAAUGUUUAGGCCACAUAGCACAGAAUUUACAACAGGAUUAUCUACAUAUAUUUCUUCGGCACACCUUAUAUUUAACUAUUGAGAGAGCAGGUAGCGGAAACGGAUUAAUUAGUUAUAUCGGAGUGCGCACUCUUGAGACCAUCGCGGAAGCACAGCAGCAUAAAACGAUCGGUGAUUUGUUACGUGCAAACGUAGAUUAUUUUUCCUACCACGUUAUAAUGAAAUUGCGCAAAGUAGAUCGCAAUCCUGGCGUACUCGAUGUUAUCGAAGUUGUUAUGAAAUACAGCAAGCUGGAUUUUUUACCGCAUUUAAAGGGAAUUGUGGAAGAUGUGCUCAGGCAGCUGAGUACUCCUUAUUAUCAAAAAGAUGAUUAUUCCUUCUUAAAGAUAUUUUACACGUUUAUCGUGUGUAUAAAAGCAUUGGUGAAGAAGGAGGAUACUAAAGCGACGAAGGAAGAAGCUGCACGAGUUACGAAUACUUGUUCGGAGACAAUUAUUCUUUCUUUAUUGGAAUAUUACAACGCAAAGAAAAUUGAUAACAAAAUCGACGACGAUUUUGACGAGAUAGAAUCAAGCGCAGAUGUAUCGAAUAUUGAACCAUCAGAAGAGACAAAUGAUGAUUACGUCGGUGGCAAAAUUCCAGAGGAUAAGGUCGACAAAAAGUUACCAACCCACAUAGUGAUAAUCGUAGAAGUUAUGAAACGUUGUUUGCACUUCCUACCUUCGAAGGAUGUACAGAAAUCACUAAUGGCGAUGCAAACGCUUCAAGAAGGCCUAUUAUUAUUAGUUGAAUGGGAAGACGAAUUAUUACCUAUCGUGCAUCAACUAUGGCAUCCGCUGACCGACAGAUUUGACGAUAAAAAUUGUCUUGUGAUUAAUCGUGCGUGGCAACUCUUGCACGUACUCGCUAACGUGUCGAAUGACUUUAUCAAAAGCAGAACCUUACGACAGGUGUUGCCGUCGGUGUUUAAAUUCCUGAACGAGUCUUCUAAGGAAAGCAUUAACAAAAGUUCUACGGAUGUGUACAAGUUUACGCAGAACUACAAAUUACAACACGAGUUGUUAUCUACGCUCGGAUUAAUCGCGCGGCUCUUGAAACUUCGCGAGAAAGAUUUAUGGCAAAUAUUAAGCAAUACAUAUAUGUAUCUUAGUGCACUUCAACAUGCUGCAUUACAGGCGUGCUGUGUAAAAUUGUACAAAGAUAUUGCUGAUUACAAUGGAGAUAUCGCAUGGACGAAAUGUCUCAGUAUCUGGAAUACAAAAGUUGCACGCAUAGCAGCUGAUGCAACGUUUAAGAUAGAAAAUGUGUUGGAUUCAGAUGUUGCUCCGCCAAAUAAAUAUCGCAAAAAUGUACAGGAAAUCAUUAUGUACAUACAAGACAAGAAUGUCCAGUGUUAAAUAAGUAUUUUUUGAAAAACUGUAAUAAAGCCUUAAAAAGUAAUGUAAGAGAAUGAUACAAAUAUUCUAUUAAAGCUCUGUAAGCAACAAUAUGCCAUUUAUUUAUUGAAUCUCUAAGGCGGUAUAAAAUGUAAAUCACGUGAAAGAUAUGUAAGUUGUUCAAAUUCAUAUACAUAUACGAAUAGUUUGCCUAUAGAUUUAUACCUAUACACGCUAGAGAAUAAUAAAAAAAUUUUGUGACAGUA
Messenger RNA from Linepithema humile (Argentine ant), 3789 nucleotides. RefSeq names its product Telo2 interacting protein 1 (gene Tti1). The record is from RefSeq and is a predicted model, not a curated record. Gene Ontology annotation, biological process: chromatin remodeling. Gene Ontology annotation, cellular component: cytoplasm. NCBI's taxonomy places the organism in Eukaryota, Metazoa, Arthropoda, Insecta, Hymenoptera, Formicidae.